Messenger RNA from Dibothriocephalus latus, 384 nucleotides. The record is from the annotation of a GenBank genome assembly. NCBI's taxonomy places the organism in Eukaryota, Metazoa, Platyhelminthes, Cestoda, Diphyllobothriidea, Diphyllobothriidae.
CCAGGUAACCCCACCUUGGAAAACUCAUCCGCGGAUGCUCUAACUAUGUCCAUUAACCCCCUGCAAUAUGACAGAGACUCUGGCCACGUGUAUGCGGGCACCUUUGAUCCACCUAUCGGCUUAGAUGUAUACGGUGGUGGUUGUGAAAAACACCAACUCCUCUUCGACCCUCACUGUCAUGCGGACCUGGCGUUGCCUGCAAUGACGUACACUUUCCGCUCGUUUUCCUGCAAUCCCAAAAGCAUGCUCUGCGCGGAGGGGAACGCCCAAAGAGUAACGACCAAAGAACCAGUCGCUCUCAUGCGCAGACACCACACCAAGGCCCGCAGUCCUAUCAAACAGUCAGAUACCAGUCUGUCUGCGAUGCGUGUUAGAGAGGACUGA